Molecule: messenger RNA, 831 nt
Organism: Striga hermonthica
Lineage: Eukaryota; Viridiplantae; Streptophyta; Magnoliopsida; Lamiales; Orobanchaceae
Source: the annotation of a GenBank genome assembly
AUGAAAGGGGGUAAGAUGGCUAGAAGGUCCUCCUUUGGGAACAUGGUGAGAAAAAGACUUUCGGACAUCACUAAUUUUCAGCCACCGCAGACUAAAUCUUCGUCGUUUCCGGAAAAUCCGGUGGCCGACUUUGCGUCUGCUAAGGAUUACAUUGACCAUCUUGUUAAGGAAAAAAUGGCCUUGGUGAAGCUUAUUCAAGACAAGAAUAAAAUCAUAGAAUUGAGUGGAAAUGAGAUUCAGCAUUUGAGGGCAUGUGUUCAGAAGAUGCAGCUGCAAAAUUGGAGCCUUGCGCAAUCAAACAGUCAUAUGUUAGCGGAACUUAAUAUGGGAAGAGAAAGGAUGAAAGCAUUGCACCAUGAGGUCGCGUGUAAAGAAGCGCUUCUGAAAACGAAGAAUUCAUCGUCCAAGGGCAAAGUGGAAAUGAACAUUCGGAGAACUGAAUUUCAGGAAUCGGAGGCCGUAAAUGAGGAAUCUAUGGAUAACGAGGACACAAAGUGUUGCAAUGCCGGCAUGAGGCGCCAUAUAUCCACAAGUCGAUCUUUGGGCAGCUUGAAGAAAAGUAACCAUCAUGCUGAAAAGGAGGCUGCUCUAAGCAAAAGACGGUGUGUAAGAAGGCAAUCUGGUUUUUCGAGGAUCAGACACGAAGAACGAAUGGAGCAUUUUUCUGAGAUUAUUGAUGCCAGAUUUCCAGUUACGGCCCCAGUUACGUCAGACACAGAAACAGAAGUCGAAGCACGAAGAUCAUUCGCACGGCCCAUGCGCAAAGCUGCCGGAAAGGUUCAAUCAUACAAGGAAAGACCUAUCAAUGUAAAAAUGAGGAGAUCUGAAUAA